Messenger RNA from Moneuplotes crassus, 6085 nucleotides. Lineage: Eukaryota; Ciliophora; Spirotrichea; Euplotida; Euplotidae. The record is from the annotation of a GenBank genome assembly.
UUUGAAUGCUGAAAAUGGAGAGAAAGCAUAGUCAAUUUUAUAAAUCGGAUCGUAGUGAUAAGAAGAGGGAUGACAGGAGACUUGGAAGAAGAGAUAGCAGCGCUUCAAGGAGUUAUUCACGGAGUCAAUCAAGACGUUCAGGAUAUUCGAGAAGUCGCAAACAUUCUAGUGAGCGUGAGGGAAUAGAUCUCGUAGAGAGAAUCAAAGAAGAUGUUGCCAAAGUGAUUAGGGAAAGAGAACUUGACACCCAAAAAUUCUAUAAAGAUUGCAGAUCCAAGGGUAAAGGCAAAGGAAUGAUAUAUGAUCGGGACUUUGAAGAUAUCCUCACCAGAGAUAUCAAAUUUAAGGGGACUCAGAAAGAAAUAGAUCUCCUGUGUGAGCACUACGGGAAGAAGGUCAAACGUGGGUAUAUAGACUACAAAACUUUCGAUGAAGAUAUUUAUUCAAUCAAUAAGCGAACUAAGAGAAGAUCAGAGCGAAAAGCUCCGGUUAGAACGGGCUCAAAAGAUGGUUCUAGAAGAGGCUCCAUCAAUCUGAAGCCAAAAGGCAGUCAUAUUGAAAGGAGGAACUCUAGAACUAGUUCUAUAGGCAAAAACUCAGAGAGAAGCAAUACUAGAAGCAGAAAAAGAACUGAUUCAAUCAGAAAACCUAGGGAGGAAGAAAAAGAAAGAUCUAGAAGAGGCUCUACUCAUCGGAAGGAAACCGAUGAUGAGGAAUAUAGAUCCAAGAGACAUGAUGACAGGCACCGAUCAAAAAGAGAUGACGAGGAGCAUAGGUCAAGGAAGGAUGAUGACAGGCACAGGUCAAAGAGAGAUGAUGAUAGGCAUCGAUCUAGGAGAGAUGAUGACCGAUACAAAUCACACAAGGAUGAUGACAGACAUAGGUCAAAGAGAGAUGAUGAGAGGCAUAGAUCCAGAAAAGACGAUGACAGGCAUAGAUCUAGAAGGGAUGAUGAGAGACAUAGAUCCAGAAAAGAUGAUAACAGACAUAGAUCCAGAAAGGAUGAUGAGAGGCAUAAGUCAAGAAGAGAUGAUGAUAGGCAUAGGUCAAGAAGAGAUUCAAAUAGCCAAAAAUCUAGGGAUGAACCUAGAAUAAAAGAAAUUGGAUUCUCUUAUAGAAUAUCUCCUAACAUGCCUGACGAUGGCAAAUAUAGUAUGAAAAAUACAGUGAUUGGGAAGUAUCCAGACAAAAGAAAACAAAGAAAGCAUAUUGUCAAGAUCUCUGAUUACUUUCUACAAGACAUGAUCAAGGCAACUUAUACCAGAAAUAAACUAGUUGGUGAUGCGUUCAGAAAGUUCUCUUCAGGACGAGAUGGAUAUCUUUCAGAAUCAGCCUUUAAAGACGCCAUCCUUACCUUUGGUAUAAAAUUAGACUCAAGAGGCAUCAGAGAGACAUAUCGCAAACUUAGGGGACAAGAGAAAGAACUCACUGACGAACUCAUUGAUAUUGCUAUUGAAGAUAAUGCUAAAAAUGGAAUUGAAGAAAUUCAAAAAUCUAUUAUGGAGAAGAUCAAUCGUGAAAUUAAGAAGAAAGAAGGUGCCUCCAUUAACGAUGCCUUUCUGCUUAGUGAAAGAACCAGAGACGAAGAGGUCACAUUUAAUGAUUUUAAAAAGGUGAUAAAGGACUAUGCUCCAAAUGUUAAGUCCAUUGACAUCAUUUUCCUGGCAAAAAGAUACUGUAUCAAGAAUGAUGACUGUGUAAUGUAUGAGAAAUUUCUAGACGACAUAGAUCUCUUGGACAAAGGAAUUAACCCAUUAAUUUCAUGGGCUGAUGAUCUGUCUAAAACAAUUGUAAAGGCUACUUUAGCACAGAAUACGGAUUUCGAGACACUAUUCAAGAAGCAUGCUCCUAGACAGGAGUUUAUCACCAAGUCCCAGUUCAUUGAUGCUAUGGCUAGUAUAAAUGUAACAUCAAAGUUUGAUUCUGCGAAGAUACUGAAAUUCUAUUACUUUAUUGACGAUGAUAAGUCAGGAGAAGUCAGCUUCAGAGAAAUGGAAAGUAUCAUUAAAACACAUUGAAAGCUCAAAGCAGAAGACCUCAUGGAUGGAGUCUUGGAUGAAAUUAAGAUCAAAAUGGCUGACAGAGUCACCCUAAAAGAUAUUUACAGAAAUCUCUCUGUUUCAAGCAGGAAGGAGCUCGUCGAUAUUGGUGCUUUUAAACGUGUCUUUAGAAAUGAUAUCAAGCUUGAAAUUUCUCAAAUUGAUCUAGAUUUUAUGAUAAACUAUUACAGGGACAAACGAGAUAAAAAGUCUGUGAAGUACACGGUGUUUAUGGACGAUCUCAAGGCAAAGUUUGGGUCAGAAGAAAAGUUCAAAUCUGAUAAAGGUAUUAGCCUUAAGGUUCCUGCUGAUAAAAACUUCACUCCUGGAAAGUCCUUCUCUAGAAAGGACUUCGAAACACCAAAGAAAGACGAGGAUAUUCAGGUUAUAUUGAAGGAAUUACGUAGAGAUGCUAGAGGAAAAGAAAUAAAACUCGAUGAAGAGUUUGCUAAAUUUAGUAAGACUGGGCUGGUCACCAGCAAAGAGUUCAAAGAAGUGUUCGACAGAUAUGGAUUGAAGACCUCUCGAAGAGACAUCACAAAGCUUGUUGAUCGGUACAUCAAUACUAUCGAUGACAAAAUUGACACCAGUGUAAUGAUCGAUCAUAUGUUUCAUAAUCAUGAUCUCUACAAUCCAUUGUCAAGUAGGAAAAAAUCACCAAGAGGUCGAAAAAGUAGAGAUGGAAGAAGUAAGGAUAGAAAACUUGCCGAACCAAAGAGCUUAAGAAGAAAAGAUGAUGGGCGUAAACGAAGCUCUAAGCAUGGUGAAAGCUCAAAAAGAAGGACUAAAGAUAGGCACGGAGACAAAUCCCGGGACCAUAAGCACUCUAGUAAGGAUCACCGGAAUGCAAAAUACACUAAGAAAGUUGGACAUACUCAGUAUCGCUCGGAUCACAGAGGGAAAUCUAAAGGAAAUCAUCCUAAGUUUGAAGAAGAGAAAAAUCACCCAAUAGGCACUAUUAGAGAAAGUAGUAGGCCAAGAAAAGACAAAGGCAAAAUUGCAAGGUACAUCGGGAGAAAGCUAAAGGAUAAAGAUUAUGACUACGUUGACCACCUCAAGCAAAUCGCUGGAGAUGAUAUUGACUUUAUCCUUACUGAUAAACAGAUAUUUAAAAUGUGUGAUGCUGCAGGGAUAAAGUUGACCAAACCAGACCAGAAGUUCUUCGUUUUGGAUAUGGAUAGACCAAACUUCACUGUAGAAGAGUUCUUAAUAAAAUGCAAAUUGAAUGCAGACCAAUUUCAAACUGUAGGGUUAGCAGAUGAAGUAAUCCUUACAACUGAAGAAGAAGACCAAGCAAAAAGUAAUCUUGAGAAAAUUGGAACUGCAAUUCAAGAUGAAAAGAAGGAAUUUGAGAAGGUGUUCAAUAUCGGCCCUUAUGACAAAAAGCUAGACUUUUCAGAGUUCAAGUUUGGGCUUCUAAACGAGCUAAACUCGGAUUGCUCCAAUAUGGCAAACCAUGACAAAACUCUAAUGCUGCUCAAGAAUUUCUUAGUUGAAGAUGCGAAUAAAGACGACAAAAUUGAUGUGAAAAAUUUAUACUUACACCUCUUCCCACUUGGGGAAGGAAAGCAAGAGAUCAAGACAAAAAUGAAUUGAGUGACUGACUUUAUAGAAUAUCUGAAGAACAACACUGAUGUAGAUCUAGAGAAGGAAUUUAAGGGAGACAUGAGUCAUGAAGAAUUUGAGCAAGCUCUGAAUGAAGCUGGGUACAAUAUCUCAAAGCAAAACCUGGAUAAACUUAUAGAAGCCUUUACAAAUAACAGAAACCCUGAUAAGGUCUCUAAGAAUCUGAUUAAGAGAAACAUCAAUCUGUUAGCUCCAGAAAUCUUGAACACUGAAAAGAAUCUUAAGAGAAAGGAUGCGAAGGUAUUAAUCGAAAAUCUAGAUAAGGGACCCAAGAUUACACUCACGAAGAUAAAUGAGCAUUUGGUACGGGAAAGAAUCGAUAUUUUUACCUUCUUCCAGUACUGAGACGAGGACGGAGAUGGUCUUGUUGGAGAAGAAGAAUUUUGUAAAGGAAUUUCUCAUUGGAAAAUACCAGGGAUGAAAGAUAAGCACCUUAGAGAUGCCUUCAAGGCAAUCAAUCCUAAUGAGGAUGAAAAUUUAUCACUCGGUGAACUCUGGUUAUACAUUGAUGGAGCAAAGCAAACUGAGAAGCAGAGAGAAAUAUCUUUGGAAAAGGAUUUAGAAAGAGACAUGGAGCAGCAGAUUGAUGACAUCUUUGUUGAAUUUAAAGAUUCUGAGAACAAUGUAACUAAAGAUAGUAUUCAGAAAAUUCUUUCUGCAUAUAACAUACCCUCCAACGUGAUUUCUAAAACUCUGGGAGGACUGAAAACUGAAGCAGGAGGUACAGUCAACAAGAAAAGCUUUAAGAAAUUUAUGACAAAUUUCUUGAAAAAGCAGAUAUUACAGGUUGAGAAUGAUAUUAAUGAAUUAAGAGCAAUGUUCUUCGAAGCUGAUAUGGAUAAAUCAGGGUUCAUUGACAUCGAUGAACUCUAUGCCUUCUUUAAGCUUAAGCUGAAUGCUGAUAUUACCAAGGAAGAACUUAGAAAUCUUGUCAAAGAAGUAGACAUUGACUAUAACGGCAAACUUGAUAUUGAUGAGUUUAUUUCAGUAAUGACCAAGAACCCAGGAGAUAAAGGAGCUGAUAACUCAGUACAGUCUACUUAUUUUAGAAUCAGGAGAAGUAGAAAGUUUGAUUUGACCGAAUUUAUAAAGUUCUUACAGAAGUUCCCAGCACAUUUCCAAGAUAGUUUCACUACAACAAUGUAUAAGAACAAGAAGUGAUUACCCUCGAGUGCGUUUAUCAAGAAUAUUGUUCCAAGUGAUGGGAUACCGGUCUUGCUCAAGAAGAAAUCCAUCGAUACCUGCAUAAAAACAACUGAAAGUACUCUUGGAGGCCAAAUUUUGUUAGAGCUUGCCUCCGGGAUCCCAUAUCCUGAGGAAGAUAAGCUAAAUUUGGAUGAAAUUAAGAAGCGUGUUGUCAGAGUCUCUAUUUAUGACUUUGAUGCCAAGAAGUACAUUGGAAACUCUUCUCACGUAGUCGCAACGGUGAAUCCUCGGUAUAAAGACCAGUGGAAGUUUAACAAAUGGAGUGAGACUGGCACUAAUCCUCUAAUCUUCAAAAGCUCUGAUCCAUCCAAGUUCUCUAAUAGAAAUGUCUGCUUGAUUUUUGAAUUUGUGAUUUAUUGCAAGCAAGACUCUAGCACUGUUAAAGAGCUGAAUUGAGGAUGGUGCAAGCUACAUGUAAAUAAUUUUGACAAGAAGAAGGGCAAGUAUAGUAAUAUCCAAAUUGAAGGCGGAAGCCCAGAACUUGAGUCUAAAAUUUCAUUAAUGGACAAAAAAAAUAAUAAAGCAAAGAAAAUCUCACUAACUAUAAGUUACAGAGGCCUUAAGGACUUUAGUAAUGAAACCUUAUUCCACUUAACCAUGAUGCCUGAUUUGUGAAUUUUUAAUAAACGCUUGAUCAUGUUCUUAGUUGGAUUCAGAAAUCUGCUGGGUAAAGAAAGUCAUGGAGAAUCAUACUUUGCUGAAUCUGUAGCAUUGCCUACAAGCAGCUAUUAUUUUGUCACAUUCGUUAAAAUGAUGGAUAAUCCAGAUGUCCUGGAAAACUUCUUGGCGUUCUGGAAUGACACUGUUAUAAAGAAGAUGAAAGAAAAAGAAAAAUAUGAUAUCGAUAAGCUGGUAGAUCUCACUGAAGAGCAGAUCUCAAAAGUUUAUCCUAUUGUAUAUAAUCCAACAUUUAGAAUAGAUGAGCAUAAUGUUUAUCAAGCUGCUGAAUGCUUUAUAGACGACCAUAAUUUGAAAGAAACCAGAAAAACUUUGCUUUUAAACUCUCUUAACGAUAGGGAACUUGAUUAUAUUGACAAAAAGAACAAAAAAGCUACACCAAUAGUAUUAGAUAACGCAUACAAGCCGUUCAACGUCAGAGAGCUGGACUCUGCUUCAAUAUUUUCUACUGGGAUUGAAUUCUAACUUACAAGCCUAGUCACUUCUCUGGAAAAGCAUCUUUGUAAACUCAAAUAUUGGUCUCAAGAUAUUUCAAU